AUGGGCGCCUUACCUGCGCCACGCGUCUCCGAAUGUCGACCAUUCUACAAUUGCGGCGUCGAUUAUUGCGGACCGUUCCACAUCAAAGAAAAACGAUUUCGAAACCGCAAUCGCCUUAAAAUUUAUGUGGCCGUUUUUAUAUGCUUCGCGACAAAGGCCGUUCAUCUCGAGGUCGUUGGUGAUAUGACCACCGAAGCCUUCAUCGCGGCUUUAAAACGUUUCGUCGCGCGAAGAGGAAUCUGCCGGAACAUAUAUUCGGACAAUGGCACCAACUUCGUAGGCGCCAGCAACGAGAUGGCCGAAGUACAUCAAACGCUAGAGAAAGACGAAAGGGUGCAACGCUUCCUCGCGGACAAGGAAGUUUCGUGGCAUUUCAUACCGGCUCUUUCCCCUAAUUUCGGUGGACUGUGGGAAGCCGCAGUCAAAUCUUUUAAACACCACGUAAAACGGGUGGUCGGAGACGAACUAUUCACAUUCGAACAGUUCAACACAUUCGCGAUCGAAGUCGAGGCAAUUUUAAACUCCCGUCCAUUAACUCCUCUGUCAUCUGAUCCCAACGAUCCCUCCGCGUUAACUCCUGCUCAUUUCUUGAUUGGCACUUCUUUAACGAGCAUACCCGAGACCGAUUUCAGCAAUCUUCCCAGCAAUCGGUUGUCAAAUUGGCAACACAUUCAGAAGGUCAAGCAGGACUUCUGGACCAGAUGGCACAAGGAGUAUAUCCACCAGCUGAACGUGCGAACAAGGUGGAUCAAGGGUUCGCACGAGAUCAAGGAAGGAUCCCUGAUCAUCUUAAAAGAUGAUCAUUUUCCACCGCUACAAUGGCAUCUCGGACGAGUCGAGAAGGUGCAUCCAGGAGCGGACAACAUCAUCCGAGCAGUCACCGUCCGGACCAACCAGUGCACCUACCGACGCAACGUGAAGCAGCUGGCGCUGCUCCCAAUUCCAAACGAGGAACCUCCCCAACGAUAA
Colletes gigas is the source of this 969-nucleotide messenger RNA. RefSeq lists its product as uncharacterized. Lineage: Eukaryota; Metazoa; Arthropoda; Insecta; Hymenoptera; Colletidae. Gene Ontology annotation, molecular function: nucleic acid binding. The transcript has a single exon. Bases 1 to 969 code for a protein of 322 amino acids. The record is from RefSeq and is a predicted model, not a curated record. Gene Ontology annotation, biological process: DNA integration.